AUGGAAGCAGCGAAAAAAGAUUCGCAGAUGCUGUCGACGUCUAUCCAGCCAAACCUCGCGUCAGCUAACACAGUGUCACGCGAUGCAGCUGUGAACCCGAAGUGGAAGACUGGCACCAUCUCGUGUUUUCGUUGCGGAGCCGAGCAUUACGCCACACAGUGCCAUCAUGCAAGUACCACUUGUCACAAGUGUCGGGGAAAGGGGCAUCUGGCACGAGUGUGCAAGGGGAAAACAGCGGAUGCAACCGCCGGCGGCCCGACGACGUCCACUAGAAUACCGAGAUCGGUCCACACCUUGGACGGAGCAAGCCAGUCGCACGAUGUCUCACUGCCAGAAGUCUACGAGAUGUGGGAAAUGUCAUCUUCUGCAGUCGACGGCCAACCUUUUCGAGUGGAAGUUACGGUGAACGGGACUCCAUUGCUGAUGGAACUUGACACGGGAGCUAGCGUGUCUGUUGUGUCUGAGGAGACAUUUCGACGCGAAUUUCCAUCAAGGCAGCUGGACCCUUCGCGCAUCAUGCUGAAAAGCUAUUCAGGUGAACUUUCCCCAGUUCAGGGAAGCCUUACUGCAACGGUGAGACUUGGAAACCGCGAAUGUCAGGACAUCCUGUAUGUUGUCCCUGGCACCUGCCCAUCUCUGCUAGGACGUGGCUGGAUGAAAGGCCUUGGCAUCAAGCUUUCCAACGCGAAGGAUGUCAACUUCGUGACUUCUGUUGCGAACCUCGUUGCUGAAUACUCCAGUAUCUUUGAUGAAGGUCUGGGAACUUUCAAGGGGGUGGCCGCAAAGAUAAAUCUUCAGGACAACGCCAAACCAAGGUUUUUCAAGCCUCGUUCAAUGGUCGGUGUUGGAGACGUCAUGAAGGACAUCUGCGUCCUGACCUAUCCCAAGCUAGGGCAUCAUCGGGUCCGCGACCAGAGCCGGUGGAUCAGGCCGCUCCUCCUAAUGGAAAUGUGCCUGUACCACUAG
Ixodes scapularis (black-legged tick) is the source of this 966-nucleotide messenger RNA. RefSeq lists its product as uncharacterized. The transcript has 2 exons. Gene Ontology annotation, biological process: proteolysis. Gene Ontology annotation, molecular function: nucleic acid binding; zinc ion binding; aspartic-type endopeptidase activity. The record is from RefSeq and is a predicted model, not a curated record. NCBI's taxonomy places the organism in Eukaryota, Metazoa, Arthropoda, Arachnida, Ixodida, Ixodidae. The coding region runs from base 1 to 966 and encodes 321 amino acids.